Molecule: messenger RNA, 777 nt
Organism: Dacryopinax primogenitus
Lineage: Eukaryota; Fungi; Basidiomycota; Dacrymycetes; Dacrymycetales; Dacrymycetaceae
Exons: 3
Biological process (GO): proteolysis
Molecular function (GO): glutamic-type endopeptidase activity
Source: RefSeq, a predicted model, not a curated record
CUGCUCACCUCUGCUCUCUUUGCGACCGCGGCACUUGCGGCUCCCUCGUCUCGUUCGCGCCUCGAGCAGCGUAUGGCCCGCCGUUCCUUGGGUGCUCACCUGUCCAUACCCAACCAAAGGAUAACUGCCGUUGCAGACGUUACGGGGCCGGAGACUGAGGGUAUCGUAUACAGCGGCAACUGGGCUGGUCCGGUCUACAGCGGCAAUGGUGGUACCUACACGGCUGUCACCGGAACCUUCACUGUUCCCACGCCCUCUGAGCCGGUUGGCGGUCUUGGCCACUAUGGUGCCUCCGCUUGGGUUGGCAUUGAUGGCUAUUCAUGCGGGAUCAUCCUUCAUACCGGCGUUGAUUUCAUGGUUCAUAACGGCAUAGUCUCCUACGGUGCCUGGUACGAGUGGUACCCUGAUGCAUGGCACGACUUCCCCAACAUCAGUUUCUCUGCUGGCGACGAGGUCCGUGUUACUGUCACUGCCACCAACACGACAUCCGGCACUGCAGUCAUUGAGAACCUGACCACCGGGGAGACUGUCACUCAGGACAUCACUUCUUCGUCGGCUCUGUGCCAGAAGAACGCCGAGUGGAUCGUGGAGGACUACUCCGUGGGCGGGUCUUUUAUACAAUUUGCCAACUUCAGUUCCGUUACCUUCACCAACGCUGUGGCUACCACUUCCUCCGGCUCCACUCAGGACCCCAGUGGUGCGACCCACAUCCUCGACAUCGAGCAGAACAACGAGGUCCUGACUUCCGUCACUACCGGCACGAGCACCACCACCAUC